AUGUCCCAUUUGAACGGCGAGACCGAAUUGGACAGUCUGGCCGAACCUGUUGAGUCUGCCAAGAUGGAUGAGCCGGUGGUCGCGGAAAACGCCUCGAUCGGCGCACUUCAUGACGUCGCGUUCACAGACCUCGACAAGAAGCCGGACCUUAUCGAAAAGUAUAUGAACGCAGCACAGCGGGGCGACCUCGAGACGCUGAAAGACCUGCUCGAAAACGAAAAGCUUGAUGUCAACUCCAUGCUCGACGAUAACGUCAGCGCAUUGCAUUGGUGUGCCAUCAACAACAAGCUGACCGCCUUGAAGUAUCUCGUUUCCAAAGGCGCAGCAGUCAACCACAAGGGAGGAGACCUCAACGCAACGCCUGUCCAAUGGGCGUGCAGAUACGGAUUGGUGUACAUUUCGGAUUAUCUGAUCACCCAGUGCGGAGCAGACACAGACGUUCUUGAUAACCAAGGGUUCAACUGUCUGCAUCUUGCUGUGCACUCCUCAAACGUGAUGAUGGUGAUCUACAUUCUGACGUUCACAAACUUGCACAUCAACUCGGCCGACCCGAAGGGCCGCACCUCGCUGCAUUGGGCGGCCUACCAGGGAGACCCGUUCACCGUGGAUGUAUUACUAAAAUUGGGAGCUGAUAUCUCCAUCGUGGACGAAACAGGCUUCACUCCGUUCUACUGGGGACUCGUGCACCCGAUCAAGAACGUUCUCAUCAAGCUGAUCGAGGCCGGCAGCGAUAUCAACCACAAAACAGUCGACAACAAGGCUGCCUGGGAGAUUGCCGCAGACAUGAACUGCACAGCUCUGUUGAAAACCGCUCUCAAGGAGUGCGACCUCAACGCAGACGGAACAAAAGUCCAUCGGUACCUCACAGAGUCACAGGGAAGACAGAUCGUGUUUCUAAACCCGUACAUUGCUGUGCCGCUUUCAUUGCUGGCCUUGACCACCGGCUACCUAGUUGUGAACGUUUUUUCACUGGCGGUGAUUUUUUUCGUCCAAACCUUUGUUCUACAGUACCUGUUACUUCCAAGCUUCGACAGAAGCCCAACAGCAUUGCAUCGGUCUCCAUACUUCGCCGGAGUAUUCUCUGCUACGGCGUUCUGGUGUGUCGUCACCUGGCUCUUCACUAUUAUGCCUAAAACCUUCUCAAAAGCACCGUUAUCGAAUCUGCUCUUCUUUUUGGUAGCAGGCUGCGUGUUUGCGUCCUUCUUCAAAGCAAUGUUGAUUGACCCAGGAUACAUCCCAGCAGAGACCAACGGGGACAAAAUCCAACAAACCAUUAGAGAGCUGAUUGACCUUCGCAAAUUCGACUCCAGACACUUCUGUAUUCAUACUUCGAUCCGCAAACCACUCAGAUCCAGACUCAACAAGCUGAAAAACAAAAACGUUGCAAAAUUCGACCACUACUGUUCGUGGGUCAACAACGACGUUGGUGUCAGAAACCACAAGCUGUUUUUCGCGUUCAGUGUUAGCUUGGAAAUCGCCAUCUUCCUGUAUUACAGUCUGGCAAAACGGUACUUUGACAAACUUGACGUUCCAGACGAGUUCGAGGAGUCGUGUUUUUUCCUCGGAGAAGACAUGUGUUCUGGAUACUAUGCUUCGCCGUUCAUCUUCAACCUGACCAUGUGGAGUCUUUUCCAGUCUGCGUGGCUUUCGCUGCUUCUCCUGGUCCAGUUCUUGCAAAUAUCCAAGGGAAUCACCAGUUACGAGGUCAGUACCUUGCACCAAGGGGUCGACAACAGCUUUUCGUCGGUUCCGACUGACGAGUCGGUGGACUUGUCAAGCGAUGAGGUGGCUCUUCCGGGUCUGCGUAAGCUCGUGUGCCUUCCAGAUAUUGUGGUGAACUCUAGAUGUUCGCGACUGAUUGGCUUGAACCAAUUCCUGAUGAUCAGUGACGAUAUGAUUCAACAAAAAAGCGGCCCUGCCUCGUUUGACCAAGGGAUAGUCCAGAACUGGCUCGAUUUCCUGUUUCUGAAAACAAACGGCGAGCCUUACUCGUGGAGAAACCUGUUCAAGCUGCCAAUCCUUGGUGAAGCCAAUCUGGGAGGAGAGCUGGUUGACUAUUACAAACUGUACAAGGUCCCAACCAAACAGUCCAGUGCGGUGGUGUAA
Messenger RNA from Ogataea philodendri, 2106 nucleotides. RefSeq lists its product as uncharacterized. Gene Ontology annotation, cellular component: Golgi membrane. NCBI's taxonomy places the organism in Eukaryota, Fungi, Ascomycota, Pichiomycetes, Pichiales, Pichiaceae. The transcript has a single exon. Gene Ontology annotation, biological process: protein palmitoylation. The coding region runs from base 1 to 2106 and encodes 701 amino acids. The record is from RefSeq and is a predicted model, not a curated record. Gene Ontology annotation, molecular function: protein binding; palmitoyltransferase activity.